AUGGACGCUGGCAAAUGGGUUUUGAGGAGCCCAUAUGGCUUUGAGAAUCUCACAUAUGAGGAAACUUCCGAGAACGAGCCUCUAGGGCCGCAAGAUGUUUUGGUUCGCCUACACGCAGCAUCACUCAAUUCCCGAGAACUAUACGUCUUAAAGGGGGCCAGAUUGCCCGCAGCUUCAGCACCUAUGAAAUCUCCAUUAGUCCCCAGUUCCGAUGGCGCAGGAGUCGUGGUUGAGAUAGGCCGCGACGUCACACUAUUCAAGCCAGGAGACAAGGUCAUUACGCAUCUUGCUGUACACAUACCUGACGACGCCCUGCCCGUCAUGGACGACAUACAGAACGGACUAGGACACCUGUCGGAUGGAACUUUGCGACGCCUUGGCACAUUUCACCACUCGGCUCUUGCGCAUAUGCCCCAGAACUUGUCCUUUGCCGAAGCUGCGACCCUGACAUGCUCAGGCCUUACUGCUUGGAACGCCUUGAUGGGACUCCCAGGACGACCUGUGAGAUCUGGAGAUUUUGUCGUGGUGCAAGGCACUGGAGGUGUUUCCGUGGCAGCAUUGCAGAUUGCUGUCGCCGCUGGUGCGACCGUCAUAGCCACGACAAGCAGCGACGCCAAAGCGGCGCGUCUUCGGGCCUUGGGCGCGACUCACGUCGUCAACUACCGAACGACGCCGGAAUGGGGCCAUAUUGUACGCUCCUUGACUCCAGAAGGUCGAGGCGCCGACUUUGUGGUGGAGAUUGGCGGCCCUUCAACUCUGGCCGAGUCCAUCGCUGCCAUCAGAACCAAUGGAGUCGUGGCUCUCACCGGAGCGUCUGGAGGAUGGGAUGACUCGGCCCCAAAUAUGAUGCAAGUUCUCACGUCGGUCAUCAUUUUGCGUGGUGUUCUGCUAGGAACACGGCAGAUGAUGCGAGAGUUUGUCGAGUUCAUACAUGAAAAGGGUAUAAAGCCUGCUUUGGACGACAUUGCGUUUGAAUUCGAAAACGUAAAAGCGGCCUACGAAAGGUUGGAUCGUAAGGAACACUUUUCCAAAGUCGUGAUCAAAAUACAACCAGACAUGUAG
Molecule: messenger RNA, 1062 nt
Organism: Pestalotiopsis fici W106-1
Lineage: Eukaryota; Fungi; Ascomycota; Sordariomycetes; Amphisphaeriales; Sporocadaceae
Exons: 4
Coding region: 1-1062 (353 amino acids)
Molecular function (GO): oxidoreductase activity
Source: RefSeq, a predicted model, not a curated record